Messenger RNA from Malurus melanocephalus (red-backed fairy wren), 2977 nucleotides. It is a transcript of the gene SYCE3, whose product is annotated as synaptonemal complex central element protein 3. The record is from RefSeq and is a predicted model, not a curated record. The transcript is spliced from 3 exons. Gene Ontology annotation, cellular component: central element. Gene Ontology annotation, biological process: reciprocal meiotic recombination; spermatogenesis; synaptonemal complex assembly. Bases 676 to 951 code for a protein of 91 amino acids. Lineage: Eukaryota; Metazoa; Chordata; Aves; Passeriformes; Maluridae.
CCGGCCUGCGGGCGGCUUCGGCACCGCGCUGCCCAAGGGCCCAAGGGUCGCGGCGCUGCCCAGCACACCCGGCCUGCCCCAGGAGCGGGCACCGUCCUGUUUAACGUCCUCUGUCCUUCUCUGCUUUUUCCUUAUGAUUAAGCGCCCUGAAUGGCAGUAGACUGGCAACCUUAUUAACAUAACCAUCCCCUUUACUCCAGGACAGCUACACCACACCUAGAAACCACCCAAACCACACACACGGCUCGGUCCGUGAUGCCGCACGGAGCCGGCCGCGGCGGCGCUGGAAGCUAGAGGCAGGCGGGACACGGAGCCGGGACACGGAGCCGGGACACGGAGCCGGGACACAGCCACAGCCCGGGCCCGGCUCCGCGCAGUGCCAACCACCUGUCUCCCCGGGCCGCCGAACUCUCCCCAGCGCGCGUUUUCGUGAAACACAGAACCAACCGAGCUCGCGAGCUCGAGGGCGGGAGGGUGURGCACGGGCGCCGGGUGAGGUUUUGGUGUCCCGUUACCGCCCGCCCCGUCCGUGAGGGCGGGCCCGGGGGCGGCGGCGCGGCCCUGGCGGCGGCCGAAGGGUGGCAGGCUUGGGCUCUCCCAGGGCUCCAGGGGCUGCCCUGUUAGCGUCAGUUUUACCUCAUUGCAUGGAGAGACCUGGAACAUCCAGCGUUUGAGAUGGCUGAAUCAGAAUCUCAGGAAAGAAACUAUGAUAACAUGGAAAGGAUGAUGGACCACUCAAGGGACUUGGAAGAACUUCUGGACCAAAUGGAAAAAAAUACAGUGCAAGCAACCUGGAUGACCUACAACUUGGUAGCCAUCCGGACCAACCCCGACCUGGCCAAUGCCAUGAUGCACUUGGAAGAUGCCUUCCUAAGGUGCAAAGAGCAGGUGGAGAAGAAAUGGCAAGAGACACUAAUGGAAUCUAGAGGUGAAGGGCAAAAGAAGGAAUAAAUUGAAUUCAGAACUCAGUCACGCUGGCAGAACGACUUCCCUUGGAAAAUUACUCCCGCCUGUUUUUUUCUUCCAGCUGUGGAGGUUUCAUAGCCACUGUGGGAAAUAGAUUUGCUAUCAUCUUGCUAAGAGCUACUUAUUUGUAGUAUUCGAAGUAUUUGUAGUAUUUGAAGUAUUUGUAGUAUUUGAGGUAUUUUAAUGAGAUUACACAUAUAGCUUUGUAUUGUUGAAGGUAAAAGGUAGCAAUGUAUUUGUAUGCCCAUCAGUAAUCCCUGUAGUGUUUGCACUCACAAUUUACACRAAUUCUUUCUUCCUGGGAGAUCAAACUUCCUCCAUUGUCAAUGAAACUGGAAUUCUUUGAGACUUGAACAAACUGGAGGGUAGGGGCACUGUAAUGGACCAUCACAGUGGCAUUGCACCAGUUCAUGCCUUGCAAAGAAAACUGAAGAAUUGCUUAUUUUUCCAAAUGAAAAACAGGUGAAAUUCUAGAUUUGCAGGUAGAUUGAGCUGGUUUUAUGUGGGAUUGUUAGCUAAGUGUUCAGUUAGAGUUUUWUUAUUCAGAUAGGUCAUCUGUAGUUGUUUCAUUUUGUUCCAUUAGAAUUUUAACCAUUUCUUUGAACUGGUUUCCCCAGAAAGAUUGUUCUUCUCAAACCCCCUCAAGGUGGCACUACUUAUUUAAGUAAAAUUUUUUUACCAUUAUAGACUGCAGUGUGUGUGGUGGCAUUGCUGCAGAAACCUAACUAACCAUGUUAUAAAACAUGCUUCUCUCUAUAUGUUCUUACUGUGCAAUAUUAGAACAGGACAAAAAAAUUACUUUUUUAGUCAUUAYGUGGAUUAAGAGCACCACCUCGUGGCUUGUGGUUAUAGAUAAAUGAAUGUUUCAUCUGAGAUAGAAGUUGGUGCAGCAAUUUUAAGGAUCUUCCCCUUCAUUAAAAUCAUGCUCUUUUAACUAAAAAAUAAGCAMCAUAUAGCAAGUGAGAGCAUCUCAAUCUCCUCUGAAGAGAUUUAAAUCAUAUCUAAAUGAUCUCUCAAAAAUGUGCUGAUUUUUUGACUAUGUAUUUCUUUGAAAUUGGUCUAAAUUCAGACAGAAUGUUUAUCCACAKAAGUGAAAAAUAUGUAAGAAAUAUGUAAGCAAUUAAACUUUUUUUAAUGCUAUCAAGUAUUUAUACAGAUACAAAUGGUAAAGAACAAAACUUGCACUUGACUUUCCAGUGGGUAGGUCUUCAUUCCAACCAAGGUACGGCAAACUGGCAGAGCAGCAUGAGAAAACUUUCACUGGGAAUAAUCUCUKGAGGGUUUUUAAUGGCUUGUUGUUACUUGGAUACCUUUGACUACAUUGUCUUCACAUUUUAAUUCUGUAUUAAAAUGAAAUUCUUUGAYGAGGCAGUAUUUUAACAGAUUGUGUAGGAAUGUAAUGGAAUUUGUGAUUUUCUGGCAUUUUUUGGCCAUAAAAUGCUAAGUAUAGAUUGACUGUAGGUUUUCCAGAAAGAUCAGUUUUCAUUCAGACAUUUAAACCAGAUGGCCAGUGUUUAAAAAUAGAGAAUACUGCUCAAAAAUCAUGCUUCUAAAAAAUACACUUUUUAAUUGUAUCACCCAGUGAAGUUGUUUCUUUUAUGUAAAGUUGAAAUCUCUCUCCUGUGAUUGGAAGGCUACAAUCACAGAAUCAGAGACUAGUUUGGGUUGGAAGASACCUUAAGGACAUCAUGUUCCAGCCCCCUGCCAUGGGCUGGGACACCUUCCACAACACUGUCAACAUACUGUAUUUCUCCAGAGCAAAGGGCCAUUAUCACGACAUGAUUCUAUGAACMGAGACUGGUAAUGUUUUCUCAGCCCUCAAAUGUCAGCGCUUUACAACUUUUCUUUUCUGAAUUUUGGAAUUUUUUUUUUUUCUUCUGUAGAGCCCCUGAGGGAGAAGGCAUUAUACCACCAUCAACAGAUGGCAUCACAGGAGGGGUAUUGAGGAUACCUCUGAACAUUUUUCAUCUCUGCUGCUCUUUUUCUUACUCCUGAAAAUGCUCACACAUGC